AGCUCUCGGGGCGCCGCGCCCGCCCAAGCCCACACCCCGCAGGACAACACCGGCAGCGCCCCGCGGUCGCUCCGCCACCCCCUCCUCCGCCCCAGCCCCGGGACGCGCUUCCGCCUCGGGAGCGCUACCAGGCUCUGCCCAGCUGUUUCCCUACCCAGGAGCUCUUCAUGGCUUCACCCACCUCCACCAACCCAGCACAUGCCCACUUUGAGAGCUUCCUGCAGGCCCAGCUGUGCCAAGAUGUGCUAAGCAGCUUUCAGGGGCUCUGUGAGGCCCUGGGGUUGGAGCCUGGUGGGGGCCUGCCCCAGUACCACAAGAUCAAGGACCAACUCAAUUAUUGGAGUGCCAAAUCACUGUGGGCUAAGUUAGACAAGAGAGCAAGCCAGCCUGUCUACCAGCAGGGCCAGGCAUGCACAAGCACCAAGUGCCUAGUGGUGGGCGCUGGACCUUGCGGACUGAGGACCGCUGUGGAGCUGGCACUCCUGGGGGCCCGUGUGGUGCUGGUGGAAAAACGCACCAAGUUCUCUCGCCACAACGUACUCCACCUCUGGCCCUUCACCAUCCAUGACCUACGGGCACUUGGUGCCAAAAAGUUCUACGGGCGCUUCUGCACCGGCACAUUGGACCACAUCAGCAUCCGACAGCUUCAGCUGCUUCUACUGAAGGUGGCAUUACUGCUGGGAGUUGAAAUUCACUGGGGUGUCACUUUCACUAAUGUCCAGCCCCCUUCCAGAAAGGGGAGUGGGUGGCGUGCCCAGCUCCAGCCCAAUCCACCAGCCCAACUGGCUAACUAUGAAUUUGAUGUCCUCAUCUCUGCUGCAGGAGGGAAGUUUGUUCCUGAAGGUUUCACUGUUCGAGAAAUGCGUGGAAAACUGGCCAUUGGCAUCACAGUCAACUUUGUGAAUGGGCGUACAGUGGAGGAGACACAGGUACCUGAGAUCAGUGGUGUGGCCCGUAUCUACAACCAGAAAUUCUUCCAGAGCCUGCUCAAAGCCACAGGCAUUGAUCUGGAAAACAUUGUGUACUAUAAGGACGACACACACUACUUCGUGAUGACAGCCAAGAAGCAGUGCCUGCUGCGGCUUGGGGUGCUGCGCCAGGACUGUCCAGAGACUGAUCAACUGCUGGGCAGUGCCAAUGUGGUACCUGAGGCUCUGCAGCGCUUUGCCAGAGCAGCUGCUGAUUUUGCCACACAUGGCAAGCUCGGGAAGCUUGAGUUUGCCCAAGACGCCCAUGGGCGGCCUGACGUCUCUGCCUUUGACUUCACAAGCAUGAUGCGAGCGGAAAGUUCUGCUCGUGUGCAAGAGAAGCAUGGUGCCCGCCUGCUGCUGGGACUGGUGGGGGACUGCCUAGUGGAGCCCUUCUGGCCCCUGGGCACUGGAGUAGCCCGGGGCUUCUUGGCAGCCUUUGAUGCGGCCUGGAUGGUGAAGCGGUGGGCGGAGGGCACUGGGCCCCUAGAGGUGUUGGCUGAACGUGAAAGCCUGUACCAGCUUCUGUCACAGACAUCCCCGGAAAACAUGCACCGCAAUGUGGCUCAAUAUGGGCUGGACCCCGCCACCCGCUACCCCAACCUGAACCUCCGAGCCGUGACCCCAAAUCAGGUACGAGACCUAUAUGACAUGGUGGCCAAAGAGCUGGUGCGGAGGAAAAGUGACAAGACAGAUGCAGGGAAGUCUGUCACAGGGUCAGCAGACACCCAGGAGGAGCUUCUACGCUGGUGCCAGGAGCAGACGGCUGGGUACCCAGGAGUCCAUGUCACUGACUUGUCAUCCUCCUGGGCUGAUGGGCUAGCUCUGUGUGCCCUGGUGCACCGCCUGCAGCCUGGCCUGCUGGAACCCUCGGAACUGCAGGGGAUGGAGGCACUAGAAGUGACUGCCUGGGCACUGAGAGUGGCAGAGAAUGAGCUGGGCAUCACGCCUGUGUUGUCUGCACAGGCAGUGGUGGCGGGCACCGACCCACUGGGCCUCAUCGCCUACCUCAGCCACUUCCACAGUGCCUUCAAGAGCACACCCCACAGCCCAGGCCCUGUCAGCCAAGCCUCUCCAGGGACCACCAGUGCUGUACUAUACCUUGGCAAACUCCAGAGGACCCUACAGCGGACCCGGGCCAAGGAAAAUGGGGAGGAUGCUGGUGGCAAGAAGCCUCGCUUGCAGGUGGAGGCUGAGACUCCAAGUACCGAAGAGCCACCUGUCCCCGAGCCCAGUGUACCACUGACCCCCCCAUCCCAACACCAGGAGGCUGGUGUUGGAGACCUGUGUGUACUUUGUGGGGAACACCUCUACAUCCUGGAACGCUUCUGUGCAGAUGGCCGUUUCUUUCACCGGAACUGCUUCCGCUGCCAUACCUGUGAGGCCACGCUGUGGCCAGGUGGCUAUGGGCAGCACCCAGGAGAUGGACAUUUCUACUGCCUCCAGCACCUGCCCCAGCCAGGCCACAAAGAGGAUGGCAGCGAUGAAGGCCCUGAGAGCCCUGAGCUCCCCACACCAGAGGGGAAUAGCAUGCCAACAGACUCCUCGACUCCCACAGCCCUGCCUAUCCCAAGCCCCAGGCAGUCCACCCGCCGGCUGAUCCGUCUCUCCAGUCUAGAACGUCUGCGGCUGUCCACCCUUAACAUCACCACUGACUCAGAAACGGAGCCUCCACCCAAGCCCCCUCGAACCUGUUUAGCCUUGGCCCGACAGGCCCUAGAGAGCAGCUUUGUAGGCUGGGGUCUGUCAGUCCCUGAAUCACAAGGUCAUGAUGUCAUGAGGAGAGAAGAAGAAGAGAAUCCCUCUUCCAGUGAAGAGGAUGAAGGGGAUGAGGAAGCUGUACCUUUGGACACAGACUUGGAGGAAGUUCUACUGAACUUGGCCAAGAACUCAGGCACCAUGAACAAGUACCCAACAUGGCGCCGGACUCUGCUUCGCCGUGCUAAGGAGGAAGAGAUGAAGAGAUUCUGCAAGGCACAGGCCAUCCAGCGACGACUAAAUGAGAUCGAGGCUGCUCUCAGGGAGCUCGAGAUCGAGGGCAUGACACUAGAGUUGGCCUUGAGGAGCCAGAGCAGCUCCCCAGAGCAGCAAAAGAAACUCUGGUUAGAACAGCUGCUACAACUCGUCCAGAAGAAAAACAGCCUAGUGGCUGAGGAGGCUGAGCUCAUGAUCACGGUACAGGAGCUGGAGUUGGAGGAGAAGCAAUGGCACCUGGACCAGGAGCUACGAGGCUACAUGAACCGGGAAGAAACCCUUAAGACAGCUGAAGACCAGCAGGCUGAGGACCAGGUCCUAAGGAAGUUGCUGGAUGUGGUGAACCAGCGGGAUGCCCUCAUCCGUUUCCAGGAGGAACGCAGGCUCAGCGAGCUGGCCUCUGGGACAGGGGCCCAGGGCUAGAAGACUGGUAGUUCCCUGCCUUCUUCCCUCCAAGCAAGACAACCUUUUCCCAGGACAGCGCUACCCCCUGCUCAUCUGGACUGCCUUGGAGAGGCCCUCACUGUUUAUAGUAAAAAUGUUUCUGCCACAAGCGGGGCACAGUGGCUCAUGUCUGUAAUACCAGCUACUCAGGAGACAGAUAUUGGGAGGAUCUCUGUUAU
Castor canadensis (American beaver) is the source of this 3565-nucleotide messenger RNA. RefSeq names its product microtubule associated monooxygenase, calponin and LIM domain containing 1 (gene Mical1). NCBI's taxonomy places the organism in Eukaryota, Metazoa, Chordata, Mammalia, Rodentia, Castoridae. The record is from RefSeq and is a predicted model, not a curated record. Gene Ontology annotation, molecular function: protein binding; FAD binding.